UCACUAGUGUUUGAGCCAACAUGGUGGUUGCGGUACUAUUUGUCAUUUACGGAAAGACAAAAACUAAAUAAUUCUUGAGUGAGGCAUUAUAAAACCAAAACAAUGUCGUCGACCGAGCCAUCCCAGAAUAAAACCUGGGAGCUAUCCUUGUAUGAGCUUCACCGUACUCCGCAGGAGGUCAUCACGGACGCCACUGAGAUCGCGGUGUCCCCCCGCAGUCUACACAGUGAAUUAAUGUGUCCGAUAUGUUUAGACAUGCUCAAGAAGACUAUGACUACAAAGGAAUGCCUCCACAGAUUUUGCAACGACUGUAUUAUAACUGCCCUUCGUUCAGGCAACAAGGAAUGUCCUACUUGUCGAAAGAAGUUGGUGUCCAAACGCUCUCUGAGGCCUGACCCCAACUUUGACUUGUUGAUCUCAAAGAUAUAUCCGAGUAGAGAUGAGUACGAGGCUCAUCAGGAGCGUUUGUUGACUAAGCUGAGUAUGUCACACUCGCAGGCGUCGUUAGUGAAUUCAAUUACUGAAGGGAUAAAACUGCAGUCUCAGAAUAGGCCUCAAAGAUCUAGGAAGAAUCAUGAAGACAAUAGUAACACUUCUAAUUCAAAUGGUAACACAGAGAGUGCUCAGAAUGGCAGUGCAGGGAGUGGGCCCACUGCUCCUAAGGAUGGCACAUCUAGCACAGGCAAUCCCACUCCAUCUGGAGGCCAGUCAACAUCAAAUCCAGCAUCGGUGAGAAGCACGCCGUCCCCUGUGCCAUCUAAUAUCAGCUCGGUGUCAAAAAACACCAGCACCACUAAAAGAGCCAAGUCCAUUCUGACGUCAGAAAGAAGUGAAGAGAGUGAAUCUAGCGAUGGCAGGACUGAAGGUGAGAAUUCAAUGGACACAGAAGGCGAGGGUGAGCCGCUGAAUCCCAAUGAAAUUGAGCUGGUGUUCAAGCCUCACCCCACUGAGAUGACAGGAGACAACCAGCUCAUGAGGGCUCUGAGAGACAGCUCCGUCAGAUAUCUGAAGACCACUGCUAAUGCUUCUGUGGACCACCUGAGCAAGUACUUGGCAAUGCGGCUGACACUAGAUCUGGAUGCUGAACUACCGGAAGCAUACCGCCUGCUCAACUUCUGCAUCUAUGUAGCACCGGCGCCUGGACAGUUUGUGCCUCUAGCCGGCUCACAGACUCUGCGCCAGAUCAACGAUAAGUUUUGGAAGGUAAACAAGCCACUGGAGAUGUACUACUCAUGGAAGAAAACCUAAAUACAUAUAGCAACAUUUACUUAAAGACUCAUAUGAAAGUGCAGUGAUAAAGUAUUUAUAAGUUAUUUUAUUAAUCUUAGUGUAAACAACACGAUUUACCAACGAGACUUGGGCUCUUGUUAAUUGUGAUAAGAUAUCAACUGAAUAUAUCUCAAGAAUAUAAAAUUUAUUAUAAGUUAUGUACGGCUUAGUUUUAAGAUGUCAGUUUAUUUUAUGAAUUCAAUGAAUUGUAUCAUUAUUUUAACAAUGCAGAAUUUACUGAUUGUUUUAACUUUUUAGGGGUUUCUAUUAUAAUUUGUAAAUAUAUAAUAUAAUAAUCCUGGUACAAUUAAUGUAUCAAGUCCUUCUCCACUGUAAUUGUAUAUCUAUAUGAAUUCCAUAUUAUAGUUUUAAUAAAAUGCAACUGCCUGCAUGAAGGUGGUUAUUUUAACAGAAAUAGGAGCUUCUUCAAUUGUAUGAAAUUUUAUAAUGUAAUGUACAAUUAUUAUUGUAUUAAAUGACAGAUUCAAAUAUCA
This is a messenger RNA of Helicoverpa zea (corn earworm), 1763 nucleotides long. RefSeq names its product E3 ubiquitin-protein ligase RING1 (gene Sce). The transcript is spliced from 4 exons. Gene Ontology annotation, cellular component: ubiquitin ligase complex; PcG protein complex. Bases 103 to 1248 code for a protein of 381 amino acids. The record is from RefSeq and is a predicted model, not a curated record. Gene Ontology annotation, molecular function: chromatin binding; ubiquitin protein ligase activity. NCBI's taxonomy places the organism in Eukaryota, Metazoa, Arthropoda, Insecta, Lepidoptera, Noctuidae.